Messenger RNA from Thalassophryne amazonica, 2213 nucleotides. RefSeq names its product titin-like. The record is from RefSeq and is a predicted model, not a curated record. The transcript has 9 exons. Bases 200 to 1438 code for a protein of 412 amino acids. NCBI's taxonomy places the organism in Eukaryota, Metazoa, Chordata, Actinopteri, Batrachoidiformes, Batrachoididae.
AUGAAAUGCCUGUGUGCGUGUGCGUAUUUGGUGAAUGUGGGUCUUUCUGUCUGCACGCCUCCACAUCCUUCAUCUCAAUCCCCUCAUAGGUUCUGUUGAAAGGUAACAAAGAACGUGGGCUUCGCAAAAAUCCACUUUGUUCUCUUUGCUUCGCUGUUCUUUUUCAUUUCUCCCAUCGUUUCCAUCACGACGCACCAAAAUGCCCAGCAAGAGGAAGAAGAAUAAGCGCCGCAUGCGAAGGGUGCAGGCCAUGAUGAAAGCACCUGAAGAACAGCCUGAACUUAGCCAGCCAAUCAAAACCAAACCUAGGGUGGCAGUGAGUGCACCCCCUGCAGCAGACCCAAAGAAAGCAGCUAAAACUCCAGCAUCAGCUCCAGAUAAGAUCCCCAAAGCUGUUAUCAUUGCUGAGAUGACAAACGUAGUACCUGAACCAAUCACGGAAGAACCUAUUGAAGUCCCUGUGCCAGUACAAGUACAGUCACCAAAACCUGAGGUUGUGGUGUUGGAAGAGACACUAGCAGAAGGUAAAGCUGCAGCCCUAGGCACUGAAGAAGUCCUCAACAGUCAACCAGAAGAAACAUCAACAACAGCUACAACAGUCCAGGAAACUGAAACUAUCAGUCCUGAAAUAGUAACUGAGGUUGAUGAGGAUCCAGAACCUACCGUGGAGCUUGAGACCUUGUCGGAAGAGGUGGAGGUGAAAGAGGCUGUUCCAGAGAAUGUGGCCACACCAGAGUUUACAAUUGAAGGCAGUGAAGAACAGGUACUUGAGGGUCUGAAGAGUGACUCUGUUUCUGUUCCGGCUGCUGCAGCACAACCUGCUGUAGAUGAAUUGGUGAUAGAAACGCUGCCUGAAUCAGCAGAGGACAUCACUGAAGACACGCCUGAAACAGAACAGGUGACUGAGGCUGUGGUUGAUCCUGUGGCACCAACUGAUGAGGAAGAAGGUGAAGCUGAAGUAGAAGACAUACCUCAAGUCACAGAAGAGGCAGCUGACAUCAUAAAGGAACUGGACACUGUCCCAGAAGCUUUGGUGGAAAUGGCUCAAGGCCAUCUGAUUGAAAUCGAAGAGGAGGUUAACAAAACACCGGCCGGUGAGUGUGUUAUCACUGCGGAGGACGACGCCAGUGAUCAGUGUGUCACUGACCCACAGGAAACUACAUGUUUGAGUGACAGCAUCAGUACCGAAUCAGAAACCGUGAACAUCAGUCCUGCUGAUCCAGAGCCUGCUGCAGGUCCUGUAGAAGAAGUCCCCACUGAUGUCAUUAAUGAGCACACAAGUCUAGCAGUGCUGCCAGAAGAGCCGAUGUCAGACAUCAGUGACAGCAGCUGUCAGCUGGAUCUCACUGUGGAGUCUCUGCAUCUCAACUCAGUGGAGGCCUCAGUGGACAGUCGAUUUAAUGGAAAUGUUGUUCGAGAUGUCUCCAAUGAGGACUAGACUGACAACACAUUUGUCUUUGAAAAGCUCAUUCUUGUCACUAUUUCCUUCAGUCAUUUGGAGGAUUCAGUGUUUUACUGGGAACCAACCAAAUAUUUUACUUUCUCGGGCUUAUAAAGGAACUGGCAGGAAAUUGAAGGGACAUCCACACUUUGAAGUGCCUUUCCCGCACUCUGGUUCCUGCCAAAAAGCCAGACCAAGUGUGAACAUAUGGAAACUGCUGCCUUCAUAAGAGUGCUGCUGAGGCAAACUAUGGCUUGUUUUAUUCUGCAUUUACAACCUCACACCAUGAAUGGUGAUUUUUGAAUCGCUUUAAAUGAGCUAGAGUGGUGACAAAAGUGAUGGAGACAUGAAGAUUCUUAAGCCAUGUGGCAGUAGCUGGUAUUUCCCCAUUUUGUCUCCAGAACACGUGCCUUCAGACUGCAAACAUACCGCGAAUACAACAGUGAUGAAUGCAUCCAAACAUGCUUUUGUUUUCAUGAAAAUGUUAGAGGAAAAACUUGGUUGUAGUUUGCUUCAAAUCUAAAACUCAUAAUGCUGUUUGCUUGGUCAAAGGGUGAAAACCUUUUUUUUUUUUUAGCCAUACCUGCUUUAGCCAAGUGCUUUAUUUAGCCUGAUGCUAACACCACAGGUACAGCACAGGUUCUUUUAAGAUACAAAACAAGUCUCAUCAGCUGAGCAAAUGUCAUUUUCUUGAUUAAAAACCUCUCAUAUCAAGGGAUGUAAAUUUGCAGAUUUUAUGUUGUAAGACAAGUAAACCUUUUGUUACCAUGAA